AUAAUUGUAACAUUUUUCUUUGUACUAUAGUGUGUGGGUGAUCAACAGGGAGCUCUUCUUGGUCAAUUAUGUUUGAAACCUGGUCAAGCAAAGGCUACAUAUGGUACAGGAUGCUUUCUACUUUACAAUACAGGAAAUAUGAAAGUCGAUUCGAGGCAAGGCUUAAUAACUACUGUUGCUUACAAGAUUGGACAAUCUCCAACUGUUUAUGCACUAGAAGGAUCAGUCGCUGUUGCUGGAGCUGCUUUAUCCUGGCUUCGAGAUAAUAUGCAACUUUUUAGUAAUAUAACGCAAAUACAGAAUAUGGCAGAGUGUGUGAAAUCUUCUGGCGACGUGUACUUUGUGCCAGCUUUCUCAGGGCUGUACGCGCCCUAUUGGCAGCAAGAUGCGCGCGGAGUAAUUUGCGGUAUUACCGAGGAUACAGAGCAGUACCAUAUUAUACGAGCAGCAUUAGAAGCAGUCUGCUUUCAAACGAGAGAUAUGUUAGAGGCAAUGGUGAAAGAUUCAGGAACGAAUCUGUCAAUGCUGCAAGUUGACGGCGGUAUGACUGUAAACAAUUUGUUAAUGCAAUUACAAGCAGAUUUAACGGGGAUAACUGUCGUAAGACCAAACAUGGUUGAAACAACAGCAUUGGGUGCCGCAAUUUUAGCUGCCAUUGGUGUAGACUUAAUUGAUAUAAAUGAAGUGGAUGUAUCUCAAGUAACCAAGUUUUCACCUAUGAUAGUUAUAUAG
Formica exsecta is the source of this 732-nucleotide messenger RNA. RefSeq names its product glycerol kinase 3-like. Lineage: Eukaryota; Metazoa; Arthropoda; Insecta; Hymenoptera; Formicidae. Gene Ontology annotation, molecular function: glycerol kinase activity. The transcript is spliced from 4 exons. Gene Ontology annotation, biological process: glycerol metabolic process; glycerol-3-phosphate biosynthetic process; triglyceride metabolic process. The record is from RefSeq and is a predicted model, not a curated record. The coding region runs from base 139 to 732 and encodes 197 amino acids. Gene Ontology annotation, cellular component: mitochondrion.